AUGACCGACGAGUCGUGCCUCGUUGGAGCGCCAACCGGAUCGGGAAAAACGGUGUGUGCCGAGUUGGCCAUCUUUCGACUACUACAGAAACAUCCGGGCAAGAAGUGUGUCUACGUGGCUCCGUUGAAAGCUCUUGUGCGGGAACGUGUCUCCGAUUGGAAAGAGAAAUUUCAGCGAAAACUCGGCUACAAAGUCCUUGAACUGUCCGGUGACUACACACCCGAGGUGAGCGAGCUGAACGCGGCACCGAUUCUCAUCACAACCCCGGAGAAAUGGGACGGAGUGACAAGAUCUUGGGCAACGAGGGAGUACGUUCGACAAGUCGGUCUGGUGGUGAUCGACGAGAUUCAUUUGCUCGGCGUGGAAAGGGGACACGUUUUGGAGGCGAUUGUUACACGGCUGAAGUUCCUGACGCGUCGCUCGUUGUUACGUGACAUGUCAGCUCGUUUGUUGGGUCUCUCGACUGCACUGGCGAAUGCGGGUGAUGUGGCGCAAUGGCUCGGCAUUCCGGAGUGGGGCUUGUUCAACUUCCGACCAUCCGUCCGACCGGUGCCCAUCAAUGUGCACAUUGCCGGCUUUCCCGGUCAACAUUACUGCCCUCGAAUGGCACUGAUGAACAAACCGGCUUUUAAAGCAAUUCUCACCUACUCCCCACUCAAGCCGGUAAUCGUUUUCGUGGCCUCGAGAAGACAAACCAGGCUGACAGCGUUGGCUUUCAUCUCAAUGCUGGUGACAAGUAUCGAUCCAAAGCAAUGGUUACACAUGUCCAUGGAUGAGCUUGAAGUCCUCAUGCAGAGCAUCAAAGAUGAGAAUCUCAAAUUGACGCUGCCGUUUGGAAUCGGAAUGCAUCAUGCCGGUUUGCAGCCACACGAGAGGUCAAUUGUUGAACAGCUAUUCGUCGACAAGAAGAUUCAAGUGUUGAUUGCGACGGCGACACUCGCUUGGGGAAUCAACAUGCCCGCGCAUCUCGUCAUCGUCAAGGGAACCGAGUAUUAUGAUGGAAAGAAGUGCAAAUACAUUGAUUUCCCGGUGACUGAUGUUCUCCAAAUGAUGGGUCGAGCUGGACGACCUCAAUUUGACGAUUCUGCCGUGGCGGUGAUUUAUGUGCAAGACUUGAAAAAGCACUUCUACAAGAAAUUCCUCUACGAACCGUUUCCCGUCGAAAGCAGCCUGCGACCCGCUUUGGCCAACCAUGUGAACGCUGAGGUGCACGCCGGGACGAUCACCACAAAGCAGAGUGUAAUGGAGUACAUCGCAGGCACCUAUUUCUACCGAAGACUCUUUGCGAAUCCAAAUUUCUACGGCAUCGGCGAGCUCUCGGAGGAGUCAGUUUGUCACUAUUUGACGACGAUCGUCGACGAAAUUAUCGCUGAUCUAUUGGAAAGCAAAUGUAUCACGUUGGAUGAGGAGGACGACUCGCUUCGAUCAACGGCUUUCGGUCGUUUGGCUACAAUCUAUUAUAUCGAGCACAAAUCGGUGCGUUUCUUCCUGAACACAAUCACAAAGGAGUCGACGAUCGAGGAGUUGCUAAAGAUUUUGACGGAUGUGCCCGAGUACGCGGAGAUCCCAGUUCGACACAACGAGGACUUUGUUAAUGGACAAAUCGCUCGCCAGUUGCGCAUCAAAUUGCCGACCAACAUGAUGGACUCACCGCACAUUAAGGCGCAUAUCCUUUUCCAGGCUCACUUCUCGCAUAUCGACUUGCCCACCGACUACAGAACCGAUCAGAAGACCGUUUUGGACUCGAGCAUCCGUAUUUUGCAGGCUAUGCGCGACAUUUGCCUCGUUCGUGGUUGGCUCUCGCCGGCGUUGAGCGUUUCGAUUCUUGAGCAAAUGUGCUACUCGGGCAGAUGGUGGGACGAUCAUCCGCUGCUCGUUUUGCCGCACUUAUCUGAAACGGAUGCCUUGGCGAUUGGACCAGAUGGAUGCACGAUUCCGGAGCUGCAAGAACGAUGGGCGAUCACACAAUCGAAAGGAUUUGAUGAGGUGUGCUCUCGUUUACGCAAGCGGUUGAUCGAACAGACGACCGUUGAUCCAAGCAAAGUCAAUGAGGUGAUCAAAACGGUUUGCCGGUAUCAGAUCGUUCGUCUGAAUAAAUUUCACUUCAACUGGCCUAGUGGCGAGGAGCGAAUCGCUUUUGAUAACCCGAAGAAAGUCUACCGUCUACCGAGAAACACCGUUUGCAAGUUGGUCAUCGAGCUGGAGUCGUUGGGACCGAAUCGGUUUUCACCCGACGCUUGCCUCCCGUGGUGGUCCAAGGAGAAAACGGCUGGAUGGGUGUGUAUUCUCGGCGAGAAGGAUACACAAAAAGCUCUCGCUUGUCACUUCAUCGCAUCACCGACACCGCGAAAAGUCGCCCGCUUUGAGCUGCACACACCGGACUUUAGUUCUCGUCUCAAUUUGUCGCUUUUCCUCUUCUCGGAUUGCUAUCUCGGCGUCGAUCAAGAGUACAAUUUCGGUGUCGAAUUUUUC
Molecule: messenger RNA, 2472 nt
Organism: Mesorhabditis belari
Lineage: Eukaryota; Metazoa; Nematoda; Chromadorea; Rhabditida; Rhabditidae
Source: the annotation of a GenBank genome assembly